Iphiclides podalirius (scarce swallowtail) is the source of this 9789-nucleotide messenger RNA. NCBI's taxonomy places the organism in Eukaryota, Metazoa, Arthropoda, Insecta, Lepidoptera, Papilionidae. The record is from the annotation of a GenBank genome assembly.
AUGGCGGAGGCGGAAGGCGGAGCGAGCGAGCAGGAUGAUGUUUCAUUCUUGCGGACGGAAGACAUGGUGUGCCUGUCUUGCACGGCAACUGGUGAGAGGGUGUGCUUGGCGGCCGAGGGCUUUGGCAACAGGCACUGCUUCCUCGAGAACAUAGCCGACAAGAACAUACCGCCCGAUCUAUCGCAGUGUGUCUUCGUUAUUGAACAGGCGUUAUCCGUCAGAGCGCUGCAAGAGUUGGUCACAGCCGCGGGUUCGGAAACUGGAAAGGGCACUGGGUCCGGCCACAGGACUCUGCUGUACGGUAAUGCCAUAUUACUGAGACAUCUCAACAGUGAUAUGUACUUGGCGUGUCUAUCAACUUCGUCGUCGCAAGAUAAGCUGGCUUUUGACGUCGGUCUGCAAGAGCACUCGCAGGGUGAGGCUUGUUGGUGGACUCUCCAUCCAGCUAGUAAACAGAGAUCUGAAGGUGAAAAGGUGCGCGUAGGUGACGAUUUAAUUCUAGUGUCCGUCGCAACCGAAAGAUAUCUGCACACGACGAAAGAGAACGAAGUGUCUAUCGUCAAUGCGUCCUUCCACGUGACGCAUUGGUCGGUCCAGCCGUACGGAACCGGCAUAUCCAGGAUGAAGUACGUGGGCUACGUCUUCGGCGGCGACGUGCUGAGGUUCUUCCACGGCGGCGACGAGUGUCUGACCAUACCCAGUACCUGGACGAAGGAGGGCGGGCAAAAUAUCGUAGUGUAUGAAGGCGGUUCCGUGAUGUCACAAGCCCGUUCCCUGUGGCGCUUGGAGCUCGCCCGUACCAAAUGGGCCGGUGGUUUCAUCAACUGGUACCACCCGAUGAGGAUCAGGCACAUCACUACCGGCAGAUACCUGGGCGUCAAUGACCAGAACGAACUGUACUUAGUAAGCAGAGAGGAGGCGACAACGGCCUCGUGCGCUUUCUGCCUGCGCCAAGAGAAAGACGACCAGAAGGUGGUGCUGGAAGACAAGGAUCUAGAGGUCAUUGGUGCGCCGAUCAUCAAGUACGGUGACUCCACAGUGAUCGUUCAGCAUUCCGAAACCGGACUAUGGUUGUCCUAUAAGUCAUACGAGACAAAGAAGAAGGGCGUUGGUAAAGUAGAGGAGAAACAGGCCAUCCUUCAUGAGGAAGGCAAGAUGGACGACGGUUUGGACUUCUCAAGGUCACAAGAGGAGGAGUCCAGAACCGCUCGGGUUAUUAGAAAGUGCUCGUCACUAUUCACAAAGUUCAUCAAUGGCCUUGAGACCCUUCAAGAAAACAGACGCCACUCUAUGUUCUUCGCUUCGGUGAAUCUCGGCGAGAUGGUGAUGUGCUUGGAGGACCUGAUCAAUUACUUCGCGCAACCGGACGAGGACAUGGAACACGAGGAGAAACAAAACAAGCUGCGUGCCUUGCGCAAUCGCCAAGACCUGUUCCAAGAGGAGGGCAUCCUCAAUCUGAUCUUGGAAGCAAUCGACAAGAUCAACGUCAUCACCUCGCAAGGAUUCUUGGCUGGGUUUCUCGCUGGUGACGAGUCAGGACAGAGCUGGGACAUGAUAUCUGGAUAUCUAUAUCAGCUUCUAGCGGCCAUUAUAAAGGGCAACCAUACGAAUUGCGCGCAAUUCGCAAACUCGAACCGCCUGAAUUGGCUGUUCUCGCGUCUCGGCUCCCAGGCGUCGGGGGAAGGCACGGGAAUGUUGGACGUGUUACACUGCGUGCUCAUCGACUCCCCGGAGGCGCUGAACAUGAUGCGGGACGAGCACAUUAAAGUCAUCAUAUCGCUGCUGGAGAAACACGGACGGGAUCCGAAGGUGUUGGAUGUGCUGUGCUCGCUGUGCGUGGGUAACGGGGUGGCAGUGCGUUCCUCGCAGAACAACAUUUGCGACUAUCUGUUGCCCGGGAAGAAUUUGUUGCUGCAGACGCAACUCGUCGAUCACGUGUCUAGUGUACGUCCGAACAUUUUUGUUGGCCGCGUGGAAGGAUCGGCAGUGUACCAGAAGUGGUACUUCGAGGUGACAAUGGAUCAUAUCGAGAAAACGACACAUAUGAUGCCGCACCUGCGGAUUGGAUGGGCCAACACUACUGGGUACGUGCCGUACCCUGGUGGUGGCGAGAAGUGGGGCGGCAAUGGAGUGGGGGACGACCUGUACUCGUACGGCUUCGACGGCGCCCACCUCUGGUCUGGCGGGAGGAAGACUCCCGUCAACCGCACUCAUGCUGAGGAGCCAUUCAUCAGGAAAGGUGACGUGAUUGGAUGCGCCUUGGACCUGACGGGCAUGUUCUUCCCGGUUAUUAGCUGCUCGAGCAAAUUGAGUUGCCGUUUCCUGCUUGGAGGUGAGCACGGUCGGCUGCGAUACGCAGCACCCGAGGGAUACUCCCCGCUGGUGGAAUCCCUUCUGCCGCAGCAGAUCCUGAGCUUAGAGCCGUGCUUCUACUUCGGCAACUUGGCUAAACGCGCUCUGGCUGGGCCGCCAUUGGUGCAGGACGACACAGCCUUCGUCCCAACGCCCGUCGACACGUUGCAGAUCACUCUACCUUCAUAUAUAGAACAAAUACGGGACAAACUUGCCGAGAACAUCCAUGAAAUGUGGGCGAUGAACAAGAUCGAAGCCGGCUGGGUCUAUGGAGACCAACGCGACGAUCUUCACAAAGUUCACCCGUGCCUGGUACCCUUCGAAAGGUUACCGCCAGCCGAAAAACGCUACGAUAUACAGCUCGCCGUCCAAACACUCAAAACAAUCUUAGCGUUGGGCUACUACAUCAGUUUGGAUAAACCGCCGGCGAGAAUUCGUAAUGUGAGACUUCCGAACGAGCCCUUCAUGCAAUCCAACGGCUACAAGCCAGCACCGCUAGACCUGAGUGCUGUCACCCUGACACCGAAGAUGGACGAGCUAGUUGACCAGUUGGCAGAAAACACGCACAACCUUUGGGCACGCGAACGCAUCCAGCAGGGCUGGACGUAUGGACUCAACGAGGACCCCGACAUGCACCGGUCGCCCCAUCUGGUGCCCUACCCCAAGGUCGACGACGCUAUCAAGAAGGCGAACAGAGAUACCGCCUCGGAGACCGUCAGAACACUCCUGGUCUACGGAUACAACUUGGAUCCUCCCACGGGCGAACAGCACGAAGCGCUUCUAGCGGAAGCAUCUAAGCAAAAGCAAGCAGACUUCAGAACGUACAGAGCGGAAAAGAACUACGCCGUCAGCUCGGGGAAGUGGUACUUUGAGUUCGAAAUACUUACCGCUGGGCCCAUGAGGGUCGGCUGGGCUCAUGCCGACAUGGCACCGGGUAUGAUGUUGGGACAAGACGAAAACUCCUGGGCUUUUGACGGAUACAAUUCGCUUAAAGUGCACGGAGCCUCGAGUGACACUUUUGGGCAGCAGCUGAAAAUCGGUGACAUAGAAGAGAAAGUAUUCAGCAGUAGCACAGAGUCGUUCGGCAAGCAAUGGGCAGUGGGUGACGUAGUGGGAGUAUUCCUUGAUCUCAUUGACAAAACGAUAAGUUUCUCCCUUAAUGGCGAACUCUUAAUGGACGCUCUGGGAGGUGAAACUACGUUCGCCGAUGUACAGGGUGAUAACUUCGUGCCAGCGUGCACUCUUGGCGUUGGACAAAAGGCCCGGCUAACAUACGGUCAAGAUGUGAACUCUUUGAAAUAUUUCACAACAUGCGGUUUGCAAGAGGGCUAUGAACCAUUCUGCGUAAACAUGAAACGGGACGUCACACACUGGUACACAAAGGACCAACCCAUUUUCGAGUACACCGACGAAAUGGCAGAUACGAAAAUCGACGUAACAAGGAUACCCGCCGGCUCUGAAACGCCGCCGUGUUUGAAGAUCUCCCACAACACUUUCGAGACAAUGGAGAAAGCCAACUGGGAAUUCCUCCGACUAUCUCUGCCAGUUAUUUGCCAUGCCACAUUCAUUGAUGAGAACGAGAAAGCUCGCCGCUGGGUGGAGAUCAAAGAGAGACAGCAAAUCCUGAUGAAGGAAGCCACCGAGGCUCAGAUGCCGGCCCACAUUGACCAGAUCAUGAGGAGUGGAUUCACUAUGAACGAUAUAAAAGGUCUCAACUACGAUGAGAAUCAGGAAGAGAUGCCAACGACUUCGAAAGUCAAGCGACAACCGUCCAGGCCUCCGAGGAAGGGAUCCAUCACGCGAGGCGUCACAAUACAGAACUAUAAUUUGCAGCCAGGUCAAACAAACGGCAUGCAACGGUCGACGAGCGAAGCAGAAAUGGCGAAGUAUGAACUGGGAGUCAACAACGUUCCGGAUGACAAAAAGGAUAAACGCGGCAGAUCGCCGUUUAAGUUCUUCAGAAGCAAACGCGGCGAGAGCGGCGAGAGAACGAAGUCCCGCAAGUCAAAAACCCCCGACCCCUUCAGCGACACGGAGGUGUCUCCAGAUAGGGGCGGCAGGCGGCCCAACCCGCAAAUCAGGAUUUCGCAAGCGAACCAAAGAUAUAACGGCAUGCAAGGUAGACCUUCCGGCCACAAUUUGUACGGAAGUCAGGGUGGGUUAAACUCCAACCUGCAAGUGGCGACACCACCGCAGGAGCGUAAGCAAAUGACGACGAGCACCCUCGCCGCUGCCACAACCGAAACCGUUGGGAACGAGAUCUUCGAUGCGGACUGUUUGAAGCUCAUCAACGAAUACUUCUACGGCGUCAGAAUAUUCCCCGGUCAAGAUCCCACGCACGUGUAUAUAGGAUGGGUGACCACACAAUAUCACCUUCACUCGAAGGACUUCAACCAGAACAAGGUCACCAAGUCGUCUGUCAUCAUCACCGACGACUAUGACAGAGUUAUUGAAAGCGUCAACCGCCAGUCGUGUUACAUGGUGCGCGCCGACGAGCUGUACAACGAAGUGAUGGCGGAGGCGACGGGAAAGGGGGCAUCCCAAGGGAUGUUCAUCGGCUGCUCCGUGGACACUUCCACCGGCACAGUAGCAUUCACGUGCGAGGGAAAGGAAACCAGCAUCAAGUUCAAGAUGGAGCCGGAGACGAAGCUGUUCCCGGCGAUAUUCGUGGAGGCGACAUCUAGGGAGAUCCUCCAGAUCGAGCUGGGCAGGUCCUCCACCAGCCUGCCGCUCAGCGCGGCGGUUCUGCCCACCAGCGACAAGCACGUCAACCCACAGUUCCCGCCGAGGCUGAAGGUCCAAUGCCUGAAGCCCCAUCAGUGGGCGCGGGUUCCAAAUCAAUCUCUACAAGUGCACGCGCUUAAAUUGUCUGAUAUCCGAGGCUGGUCCAUGCUUUGUGAGGAUGCCGUCUCCAUGUUAGCAUUGCACAUACCAGAGGAGGAUCGCUGCAUCGACAUUUUGGAGUUAAUUGAAAUGGACAAACUACUCAGCUUCCACUCUCACACGCUCACUUUGUACGCAGCUCUAUGCUAUCAGAGCAACUACAGGGCGGCCCACGCUUUAUGCCAGCACGUGGAUCAGAAGCAACUUCUCUACGCAAUUCAAUCGCAGUACAUGUCGGGUCCGCUGCGUCAAGGGUUCUACGACCUGCUCAUCGCCCUGCAUCUGGAAUCGCACGCUACGACCAUGGAAACUUGCAAAAACGAAUUCGUAAUACCACUCGGCCCCGAACUGAAGGCGUUAUACGAGGACCCAGAUAUGCGUCACAGCCUACGCUCCCUCCAAACUGAGAGUGUACGGCCCCAAAUGAACAUGACGGACAUCUCGGACAAGAUCACGGACAUAAGCAACCUCUACUCGCCUUACUUCCCGCUGGAGGUGGUUCGGGAGUUCGUGAUGCAGGCGCUGGCCGAAGCGGUUGAGACCAAUCAAGUGCACAACCGGGACCCGGUCGGCGGGAGCAACGAGAAUCUCUUCCUACCUCUUAUUAAGUUGGUGGAUCGGCUUCUUCUUGUUGGCAUGAUGCGAGACGAGGACGUUGAGAAGUUGAUGAUCAUGAUCAACCCGGAGACAUGGGAUCCUACUUUCGACAAAGAGGGCAAGGACGAACAUCGGAAGGGCCUACUCCACAUGAAGAUGGCCGAGGGGGCGAAGCUGCAGAUGUGCUACUUGCUGCAUCACCUGAACGACAUUCAGCUGAGGCACAGAGUGGAGUCGACGAUCGCCUUCGCACACGACUUCGUCGGCGAUUUGCAGACGGAUCAAUUGAGGCGUUAUACAGAGAUUAAGCAGUCAGACCUGCCUAGUGCCGUCGCAGCUAAGAAGACUAGGGAGUUCCGAUGCCCUCCAAGAGAGCAAAUGAACGCAAUAUUAAGCUUCAAGCAUUUGGAGGACGAAGACAAAGAAAACUGUCCAUGCGGUGAAGACCUGAUCGCCAGGAUGAACGAGUUCCACGAGAGUUUGAUGACGCACAUAUCGCUUAACGCUCUCCAGGAGCCUGAUUCUGAAGAAUCGACCGAGCCGGAGACAAAGCCUGGAGCCUUUGGCAAAUUGUAUAACAUUAUUAAUACGGUAAAAGAACUAGAAGAGGAACAAAAGGCCAUUGAAGAACCACCAAAGAAAUCACCAGAGGAGAAAUUCCGCAAGGUUUUGAUACAGACCAUCGUCAACUGGGCUGAAGAAUCGCAGAUUGAAACGCCGAAGCUAGUUAGGGAGAUGUUCAGCCUUCUGGUGAGGCAAUACGACGCGAUCGGCGAACUGAUACGCGCGUUGGAGAAGACGUACGUCAUCAACGCGAAGACCAAGCUGGACGUGGCUGAGAUGUGGGUGGGGCUGAGCCAGAUCCGGGCCCUCCUGCCCGUGCAGAUGAGCCAGGAGGAGGAGGAGCUGAUGAGGAAGAGGCUCUGGAAAUUAGUGAAUAACCACACCUUCUUCCAACAUCCAGACUUGAUAAGAGUACUCCGGGUUCACGAGAACGUGAUGGCGGUGAUGAUGAACACACUAGGGAGGCGAGCGCAAGCGCAGUCGGACGCGCAACCGGCCAACCCGCCCGCGGCAGAUGACAGCAAAGAGAAGGACACGUCCCACGAAAUGGUGGUGGCGUGCUGCCGCUUCCUCUGCUACUUCUGCCGCACUGGCAGGCAGAACCAGAAGGCGAUGUUCGACCACUUCGACUUCCUGCUGGAGAACUCGAACAUUCUGCUGUCGAGGCCCUCUUUGCGCGGCUCCACGCCGCUGGACGUCGCCUACUCCAGUCUCAUGGAGAAUACCGAGCUGGCGUUGGCGUUGCGUGAACACUACCUUGAGAAGAUUGCGGUAUACCUGUCUCGGUGCGGUCUGCAGAGCAAUUCCGAGCUGGUGGAGAAGGGCUACCCGGACCUCGGUUGGGACCCCGUGGAAGGUGAACGCUAUCUCGACUUCUUGCGCUUCUGUGUUUGGGUCAACGGUGAAAGCGUCGAGGAGAACGCUAAUCUGGUGAUCCGUCUACUGAUCAGAAGACCGGAAUGCCUGGGACCAGCCCUCAGAGGCGAGGGCGAGGGUCUACUCAAAGCCAUCGUGGAUGCGAACAAGAUGAGUGAGAGGAUCGCUGACAGAAGAAAACUAAGGGACUUGGAACAGGAGGGAGAUAUUAAUUUCAGCCACCCUCUCCCGGAGUCGGACGAAGACGAGGACUAUAUCGACACUGGUGCUGCUAUCCUUAACUUCUACUGCACCCUCGUCGACCUUCUGGGCCGUUGCGCUCCCGACGCCUCUGUCAUCGCCUUGGGCAAAAACGAAUCUCUACGCGCCCGAGCUAUCUUGAGAUCUCUCGUGCCACUGGAAGACCUUCAAGGCGUUCUCAGUCUAAGGUUCACUUUGAACAACCCGGCCGCUGGAGAGGAGCGUCCGAAAUCUGACAUGCCCUCUGGCCUCAUCCCUGGCCACAAACAAAGCAUCGGCUUGUUCUUGGAGCGAGUCUACGGCAUCGAGUCCCAGGAGUUGUUCUACCGUCUUCUAGAAGAAGCCAUUUUACCAGAUUUGAGGGCUGCCACAAUGUUGGAUCGGAACGACGGCUGCGAAUCUGAUAUGGCGCUUUCGAUGAACCGCUACAUUGGCAACUCGAUUCUGCCACUACUCAUCAAACACGCCAACUUUUACAACGAGGCGGAGAACUAUGCGAGCUUACUUGACGCCACCUUGCAUACCGUUUACAGGUUGUCCAAAAAUCGUAUGCUGACAAAGGGGCAGCGAGAAGCCGUGUCUGACUUCCUAGUGGCCCUGACAUCUGCCAUGCAGCCGUCCAUGUUGCUAAAGUUGUUGCGCAAACUGACCGUAGACGUGUCAAGACUCUCCGAGUACACCACUGUAGCUCUAAGGUUACUCACGCUGCACUACGAGCGUUGCGCCAAAUACUACGGCAGCACUGGCGGGCAGGGGAUCUACGGCGCUUCCUCCGACGAAGAGAAGCGCCUCACAAUGAUGCUCUUCUCCAACAUCUUCGACUCCCUGAGCAAGAUGGACUACGAGCCGGAACUGUUCGGGAAGGCCCUGCCCUGUCUGAUCGCGAUCGGUUGCGCGUUACCUCCUGACUACUCGUUGUCAAAGAACUACGAUGACGAAUUCUAUGGAAAGGAAACGCAAGCGACUGGAGCAGACAAUCCCCAAUACGAUCCUCAACCGAUCAACACUUCGUCGGUUGCCCUCAACAACGACCUCAACACAAUCGUCCAGAAGUUCUCGGAGCACUACCACGACGCUUGGGCCUCGAGGAAAAUUGAAAAUGGCUGGGUAUACGGAGAAUCUUGGUCUGACAGUCAAAAGACGCAUCCGCGUCUAAAGCCCUACAAUAUGCUCAAUGACUACGAGAAGGAACGCUACAAAGAGCCCGUUAGGGAGUCCCUCAAGGCUUUGCUGGCCAUUGGCUGGUCUGUGGAACACUCGGAAGUUGACAUUCCCAGCAACAACCGCAGCUCUAUGAGGCGACAGUCAAAAUCUGGUGGCACCGACUCAGCGACACCGUUCAACUACAACCCACACCCAGUCGACAUGACAAACCUAACGCUGUCGAGAGAAAUGCAGAAUAUGGCAGAGAGGCUGGCUGAGAACGCACACGAUAUAUGGGCAAAGAAAAAGAAAGAAGAGUUAGUUGUUAAUGGAGGCGGAAUUCACCCACAACUUGUGCCAUACGACUUACUGACAGAUAAAGAAAAGAAGAAGGACCGCGAACGUUCGCAGGAAUUCCUCAAGUACCUCCAGUACCAAGGGUACAAGCUCCAUCGGCCGAGCAAAGCCUCCCAGAUCGACACGGAACAGACCACUACCGGUGUAGCAAUAGAGCUCAGAUUCGCUUACUCGUUGCUGGAGAAACUCAUCCAGUACAUCGACAGGGCGACUAUCAAUAUGAAAUUGUUGAAACCUUCGACUACUUUCAGUCGCAGAACCAGUUUUAAGACUAGCACCAGAGACAUUAAAUUCUUCUCCAAGGUUGUGUUGCCGUUGAUGGAGAAAUAUUUCUCAACGCAUCGCAACUACUUCAUCGCCGUGGCGACAGCGACUAACAACGUGGGGGCGGCGAGUUUGAAGGAGAAGGAGAUGGUUGCCGCACUGUUCUGCAAACUGGCGAGCCUGCUAAGAUCGCGGCUGGCCGCCUUCGGUCCGGACGUGCGCAUCACUGUCCGCUGCCUUCAAGUCCUGGUGAAGGGCAUAGACGCCAAGUCUCUGGUGAAGAACUGCCCCGAGUUCAUCAGGACCUCCAUGCUCACGUUCUUCAACAACGUCGCCGACGACCUCGGCCAUACGAUCUUGAACUUACAAGAGGGCAAAUACGCACACUUGCGGGGCACGCACCUUAAGACUUCCACUUCUUUGGGCUACAUAAACGGCGUGCUACUUCCCAUACUCACAGCAAUGUUUGAUCACCUAGCCAACUGCGAGUACGGAGCCGACCUUUUACGUAAG